Messenger RNA from Spodoptera littoralis (African cotton leafworm), 1533 nucleotides. NCBI's taxonomy places the organism in Eukaryota, Metazoa, Arthropoda, Insecta, Lepidoptera, Noctuidae. The record is from the annotation of a GenBank genome assembly.
AUGGAUAUAGAUCAUGUAGUAUUGGACAAAGAAGCAAUCAGCCGGUUCGAACAGUACACAUUGGCAAAGCCUUCGCUAAAUGGAGGGAUCCCCUUGGACAGAUGCCAAGACGGCGACUCUAUGGUAUCUAAUAGCAGAAAAAGAGGACAAACAUCACGCCAAAAAGUUGUUUGUUGCUUUUGUCUAAAAACUACUAAGUAUAGAAGAAAACAAUUCAUUAUCGGCUCCCUCACUAACAUAGUAAUUUUCGUCGUACUUUUAGCCUACACAUUUUUGGGAUCGUUCAUUUUCUUGGCGAUAGAGGGCGGUGCCGAAGUCCCAGCCAGACCCAGAUUACUUCCAGAUAGACAGAAAAUUAGCCAUAAAGAUCAGAACAGUACGCACAAAAAGACAGACGACGAAUAUGAUUAUGGGAAUCUAAGUUUGUCAGCGAAUUACUUUUGGGACGCCAGAAGUAGGGCGGUGGAAAAUAUCUGGGAGAUAACAGUGUCGCUAAACAUUUUGUAUAGAGAGAAUUGGACACGGUUGGCUGCACAGGAGAUUUUGAAAUUUCAAAACGAGCUUGUACAAAGGGUUACAACCGAAAUGGCGUCGCAGUAUGGCGUAAGUUACAGAGAGAUGGCACUUGGUGAAUUCGGGAGUGACCUGGCGAACCAUUAUGAAGAGCACGAAUGGAAUUUGGCGCUUGCCUUUUUCUACUCUCUCACUGUUUUAACAACUAUAGGUUACGGCAACAUCGCACCGCGGACAAUCCUUGGCAAAGGCGUGACGAUCGUGUAUGCUUUGAUAGGCAUACCUCUAACCCUCGUCUACCUAUCGAGCGUCGGGUCUCUCCUCUCCAAAAUGGCACGAAGCGUCUUCAGCAGAGCCCUCUGCUGCUGCCUUUGUUCAAAUUGCGGCUACUGCUGCUACGACGAAAGAAGAAUGGCCGAAAAAGAACGCAGAAUGAAGCUCAAAAGACAACAAGAAGAAAUGAUAAACAGCCAGAACACAAGCAAAACGCCCACAGAAGAAUGCUACGUACUAAAACCAGAUAGCACAAAAGACCUGAGUCUUUCCGAAAGACCAACCACAAGUACAGCCAAAGAUGACAUCAUUAGCUGGCCAGAUACAGACUCAAAGCUAUCCAUGCACGGCUUGAGCAUUCUAGCCCCUGUUCUCUUAUGUUUAGCAGCUAUAUUUAUAUACAUAGUUAUCGGAGCAGUAGUUCUAUUCAAAAUAGAUAAUCUGGGUAUUAUAGAUGGUUUUUAUUUCUGUUUUAUGGCGUUAAGCACCAUUGGUUUCGGUAAUAUUGUUCCUGGUAUGACGUAUACUACAAUAAACGGUGUUAGGUACUACACCAUCAAAUCUACCACUCUGUGGUUCUGUUCUGCUUAUACGCUAACGGGAUUGGCGUUAACAGCAAUGUGUUUCGGCGUGAUCCACGACGAAAUUAUCUAUAGGAUAAAGCAUCAGCAGAAGCAAUGGUCACAGAAGGGAAACACAGUCAAUGAUGGAGUUAAUAUAAACGAUCCAUUUUACAUGAACUCCUGA